AUGCCCCCGUUCCCGCUUGUGCCACCGCUGUGGUUUCCUGGCGGAGGUCCACCGAUCGCACCACCGGGGGCAGCGCCGCUACUGCCUCGGUUGGUUCCGGCAAACAAUUUCGCCGACCCAGGCGGUCCGGGAUCCGCGCCGGUAAGUGGAAAUCGCUUUGCGCCACAACCACCAGCCGGCAGUGCGCUCACAUCGAGAAACCAUACGCCGAGCGGUGGGGCCGGUAAGUUUUCAACGCGCGGGCAAGCAUCGCACGAUCAUCCAGUAAAGAAGGUAGAAUUUUUUUCAAAAGAAAUAGAACAGCCAGUAUUAACAACAAGCGGCGAACCAACAGCGCCGCCUCCAAACAGUAGUACUGCGAGUAGCCAGCGCGGGAAUGCGAGGAAGCACUUCACUGCGCGGCCAUUGCCAAAAGGCAGAACCCUUCCGAAAGAAUCGGCUAGCGGGAGUAGUAGUUCGGCGAGUAAGAAUGUGCGAGUGGUUAAAGGUCUCGCUGCAGGAAAGCGUAGCGGUCAAGAAUCAGAUGACAUUGAUCCUGCAAAAGGGGAUGUGUCUGAUGUUGAAAAAACGUCAUCAGCGAAAAGCAGCAAGCAAAUGACGGGAAACGCGGUGCCAGCACAAGAAGUUUUUCUUUCCGUAUCAUCGAAAGCAAAUUACGCGCAGGAUGCGAAAAAGCGCGACUCGAACACUCGCAGUGCCAGUGGGAGUUCCGCAAGCUCUUCGAAGGAAACGACCUUGGGCGGAAGGCCAGAGUACUUUUCUGCGAAUCGGAGCGGGACGGCCUCAUCACAGCCAGUCAGCAUUGCGGAUCUUGUUAUUGGCACAAGCCCGCGGAAGCAUGAGAGCAAGAGGCAGGAGCUGCAAGAGAAAAGCAAACCAUCCUCUUCGAGUUCAUCGGCAUCGAAGAUUGCGACGCCUUCUUCCGUACCGCGUCCUCCGGGGUGGCAUAGCGUGGAAAACGCUAGGUCGAAGCCAGGCGGUGAUGAAAUGCCUGCAAAAGGCAACAACGCGGAUGCCGGACGAAAGUCUGAACACACGAAAAGGGGCGUGCCAGAACCACCGCUGCACCAGGGAGAUGCGAGCCGGCGUCGUAUAUUUGAAGAUAAGGGCGGGACACCGUCAAGGCUUUUGCCAAAUCGCCCGGUGCGGAACAAGUAGCCGAAAGCACGCACUGGCGACGAGUCAUCCUCGCAAGGAGGAAACUGAAUCCUUUGAAUACGCAGCGAUUUUUUUUAGUAUAUCUGAUUUUACGCACGAGGGCAGUUCCCGUAUGAGAUGAUGUUUGAAUUUUUACCAGAGCUGACGGCAAAAGUGUUUUUCUCUACUCCAGAAAAGAUAUCUAGAUAGAUGGAAUGAAUGAUCAAUAACUUGCAGUGAUAAUUGUUUCCGAAAAAGUCAAAGUAGAAGUACGGGAAAAAAGUGCGAGUUUUUUUUUAUCCUCAGGAAAGGUGAGGGUCCGCAAGAAGCUGCCUGACCGUAUAUGAGAAAGUAGAAUACGGGCCAGACCCGAGCGCAACUGUGCCUACUGAAGGAUUCGAUGCGAUUGAGCCAUAUCUUAGCACGAUGCGAACUGCUGUACUCUGAUUGCUGCUCUCGAACAUUCGAAUGUCGUGUCAGAACCUUUCGGGAGAAUCCCCAAAUAACGUGCCAACGAA
This is a messenger RNA of Amoebophrya sp. A120, 1655 nucleotides long. Lineage: Eukaryota; Dinophyceae; Syndiniales; Amoebophryaceae. The record is from the annotation of a GenBank genome assembly.